AUGGACCACUCCGCCUUUCCCAGUCCCUUCUGCUACUGGGGCCAGACUUCGGACUCGAUCACGCUGCUCGUCGACCUGAAGAAUGUCUCGGAACCGAGCAUCGACCUGAAGGAGAAGGAACUGCAGUUCUACGCGGUGGGCAUCGGCGCCAAGGGCCUCAAUGAGUACGCCUUUCGGCUCAGCCUCUACUCGGAGGUGGUGCCCGAGAAAAGCUUCUACAAGAUCACCGAUCGCAAUGUGGAGUUUGUCCUCAAGAAGAAGCUGCUCAUUCUCUGGCCACGGCUGCUGGAGGCGGUGGCGAAGCCCGCCUGGCUCAAGGUCGACUUUGACCGCAUCAAGGCGGAGGACCUCGACUCCAGUUCCGACGACAGCGAGGUGGAGGAGCUGGCGGCCAACCGGGGCCUGCCCAAUCCGCGCAUUUACAAGGACCGCAACUUUGGCCGCGGGCGAAAGAACCGCGUGCAGGAGUUCAAAACCGCCUACCUCUUCCUCUACAACCUCUUCCAGUUUGUCGGCUUCAUCUACCUCUUCGUCAUCUUCAUCAUACACUUCUUCAAGGAAGGUCCGGAGACAAUCAAAACCAUCUACCCCUCGCUGCGAAACACCAUCAAGUUCCUCAACCUGAUGCAGAUCCUGGAGAUCGUCAACCCGCUGGUGGGCUACACCACCGGCAGCGCCCUCCUUCCGGCCAUCCAACUGUCCGGGCGGACCUUCUUCAUCUUCCUCCUCAUUGACCGGCAGGAGGAGAUGCAGGCCCAUUACGCCACCUUCUACCUGCUGCUGGUGUACACCCUCUCCGAGCUGCUCCGCUACCCCUACUACAUGCUGCACAUCUACAAGGUCAACAUUCGCCUGGUGACCUGGGUGCGCUACACCGCCUGGAUGCUCCUCUACCCGCUGGGCUUUCUCUUUGAGGCGAUCAUCAUCUACCGGAGCAUUCCGCUGCUGGAGGCCAGUGGCAAGCUGUCCAUAUCGCUGCCCAACGCCGCCAACUUUGCCUUCUACAUGCCCGCCUUUCUCUCGCUCUACUUCAACUGCGGCAUCUUCUUUC
Rhagoletis zephyria (snowberry fruit fly) is the source of this 1051-nucleotide messenger RNA. It is a transcript of the gene Hacd2, whose product is annotated as 3-hydroxyacyl-CoA dehydratase 2. Gene Ontology annotation, biological process: fatty acid elongation; very long-chain fatty acid biosynthetic process; sphingolipid biosynthetic process. Lineage: Eukaryota; Metazoa; Arthropoda; Insecta; Diptera; Tephritidae. Gene Ontology annotation, cellular component: endoplasmic reticulum membrane. Gene Ontology annotation, molecular function: 3-hydroxyacyl-CoA dehydratase activity. The record is from RefSeq and is a predicted model, not a curated record.